AUGUUUGACAACGUUAUCAGAAACACAACGAUAUCCGUUUUGGGUGAACUUCACGAAACUCUGUUUGGAAAGUAUCCGGACGUUUUUGCAUUUUUCGUGUGCUUGCUGCACGCGUGUAUCCUAGGUGUUGGCGUGAAAACUUCGUCGUACAUGAAUAGCUUCUUGACGCUGGUCAACCUUGGCGUAAUGGCUGUAAUCGUCGUGGCUGGAUAUUAUUACGGAAACAGCGAUAAUUGGUCCAGUGACGGCGGGUUCAUGCCAUACGGCACCACUGGUAUUAUCGCGGGGGCAGCCACCUGUUUCUACGCGUAUGUCGGCUUCGACAGCAUCGCCACGUCGGGCGAGGAAGCCAAGGACCCGGCGUAUUCGAUUCCAGUGGCCACGAUAAUUGCGAUGAGCGUCGUUUGCACAGGCUACGUAUUGGUGAGUGGAGCAUUAACAUUCUUGGUCCCAUACUGGUCCAUCGUUCCCGAUGCAGCAUUCCCAGCGGCAUUUGCUGGAUUAGACUUGAACUGGAUUAAGUAUUUAGUAUCAGUCGGAGCAUUAUGUGGAAUGACUACUACUUUGUUUGGAUCUCUUUAUUCAUUACCUAGAUGUAUUUAUGCGAUGGCCGAUGAUGGAUUGGUUUUUAAAUUCCUAGCCAAAGUCAACAAAAAAACUCAGAUACCAAUUAUAAAUUUAGCUAUAUCUGCCUUUUUGUGUGCAUUGAUAGCCUUAUUUUUCGAUUUGGAAAAAUUAGUUGAAUUUAUGUCAAUCGGUACAUUGUUAGCUUAUACUAUUGUCAGUGCUUCAGUAAUAAUAUUAAGAUACCGCCCUACCAAUCGUGGUCUAGUACGGGAUUCUAGUAGUCUCUUAGAACUUCCUACUUCACAGGCAGACUCUUUUGAAAUGGACAUGGGAGGACGCUUAAAACCAUCCUAUAAGUUUCUAGAACCGUUUUUUGGAGAAUUUGAACCGGGUUACAUAGUUUGUGUAAGUAUUGGUUGGUUUACAAGUUCCACCGUCGUCUUGUGCGUUUAUAUCCAAUACUGGUUUAAUAUUCAACAUGUGAGUUGGAUCGAUGGAAUUGUAUUAACAGCGUUGGUCACCGAUUUAAUUUUAUGUCAAUUUCUGAUUGAAGCCCAUGAACAAAAUUCAACAGAGCUACCAUUUAUGGUACCACAUGUACCUCUAAUACCAUCGCUUAGCAUUGUAUGUAAUAUCGUGUUGAUGACUAACCUUAAUUUGCUUACUUGGAUACGGUUUUUCAUAUGGAUGAUUAUAGGUCUUUUGAUUUACUUCUUAUACGGAAUGCACCAUAGCAAAGAAAAUGACGUGACAUCUUAUUCAGUAUUGCUUUCGUCUUCUGAAGCGGGAAAGACACCUUGGGGAGCUAUAAACAAGUCUAGAAAACGAGUGAAAACCGAAGAUGACCGGAAACCAAUUAUUGACAAUGAAGAACUUGCAGACAAUGGUUACUACCACUGA
Messenger RNA from Macrosiphum euphorbiae (potato aphid), 1467 nucleotides. NCBI's taxonomy places the organism in Eukaryota, Metazoa, Arthropoda, Insecta, Hemiptera, Aphididae. The record is from the annotation of a GenBank genome assembly.